This is a messenger RNA of Lottia gigantea (owl limpet), 999 nucleotides long. RefSeq lists its product as hypothetical. Lineage: Eukaryota; Metazoa; Mollusca; Gastropoda; Lottiidae. The transcript is spliced from 7 exons. The annotation marks the transcript as partial. The record is from RefSeq and is a predicted model, not a curated record. Gene Ontology annotation, cellular component: Golgi apparatus.
CGUACAUAUAAUUUUAAUAAAUUUCUAAGUGAUAGACUAGCAGCAGACAGACCAAUUCCUGACUCUAGAGACCAAUUGUGUAGAACCAGAAAAUAUGAUACAACUUCGCUACCAACCGUUAGUGUUAUUAUUAGUUUUAUAAAUGAGGCGAAUUCAACUUUAAUGAGAACAGUACAUUCAGUUAUCAACAGAACUCCUGUAAAUUUAUUAACUGAAAUUAUUCUUAUUGAUGACUUCAGUAAUUCUGGUAAGAAAUUUAUAAGAAUAACUCAUUUCUCUAAUGUUGUUCUCAUUCAUAAUUCUAAGCGAUUAGGUGUGAUAGCAUCAAGAGUACUUGGUUCAAGAAGAGCUCAAGGGCAGGUGUUGAUGUUUCUAGAUAGUCAUUGUGAAGUAAAUGUAGGAUGGAUAGAGCCAUUGUUAACCAGAAUAAAGGAGAACAGGCAAACUGUAGUUUCUCCGGUUCUAGAUGCUGUUGACAAAGAUACAAUGCUAUACCAACCAUCUCCAGUAUUCACGCCUGGAUUUACAUGGAGUUUGACUACAAGGUGGGAUCCACUAAAGCCUGACCUUGAACGAAACGUCACAGCUCAAACAUUUCCCAUACGGUCCCCUUUGACAACUGGUGGAAUAUUUGCAAUAGACAAAAAUUAUUUUAGAACUCUUGGUGAAUUUGAUCCAAAUUUUCAGUUAUGGGGCGGUGAAAACUUUGAAAUAUCUUUUAAGACAUGGAUGUGUGGUGGACGCAUUGAAAUGGUUCCGUGUUCAAGAGUAGGUCAUAUUUUCCGAAUUCCUGGUGCUGGGGAUAAUUCAUUAGCUACCUACUUAGAAAAUCUGGAGAGAGUAGCCCUGGUAUGGAUGGAUGUUUAUAAGAAACAUUACUUCGCUUCAAGAAAGGAGGGUAGAACAUUGAAUGCUAGUGCGGUUGCUGAUAGAGUCGAGUUACGAGAAAGAUUGGGAUGUAAAAGUUUCAAGUGGUAUUUAGAUACUGUUUAUUCUGAA